Sclerotinia sclerotiorum 1980 UF-70 is the source of this 468-nucleotide messenger RNA. RefSeq lists its product with no specific name. The coding region runs from base 1 to 468 and encodes 155 amino acids. The record is from RefSeq and is a predicted model, not a curated record. Gene Ontology annotation, cellular component: RNA polymerase II transcription regulator complex. The transcript is spliced from 2 exons. NCBI's taxonomy places the organism in Eukaryota, Fungi, Ascomycota, Leotiomycetes, Helotiales, Sclerotiniaceae. Gene Ontology annotation, molecular function: DNA-binding transcription activator activity, RNA polymerase II-specific; transcription cis-regulatory region binding.
AUGGGUUUGAUACCGGUGGAGCUAGAUAUCGAAGGCAUUUACGAAGAUCAUGAUCGACGAAGGAGAAAGAAUGGAAAUGAGAAAGUAGUUUCUCCACACGUGCAUUCGCGUCGCCGAGCCCAAAAUCGAGCUUCUCAACGAGCUUUCAGGGAUAGGAAAGAGAAACAUAUGCGGGAGCUUGAGCAACGAUUGGAAGAGCUGGAGGGUCGUCACAGUGCUCUAUCGAGAUCAUAUGAGUCUCUACAAGUGGAGUAUUCGGGCGUCAAACAGGAGCUGGAUCGAUUGCGUAAAGUGAAGACCAAUCCCGAACGUUCGGCGUCGCCGUCACCGAGAGAAUAUGCGCAAUCCAAUCUUAAAGCUUGGGAUGAAUCAAAGGUGGAAAUUAUGGAUCCCUUGCUAUUCGACGUUUCUGCGUUCUGCUUUGAUCAGGAUGAGACUGGACCGCAGCACAAAGAGCAGGUUGUUUGA